AUGGCACCAAACGGCCUUGUUAGUGCAGCCAUGAAUAGUCAGGACACGACUAAUGUAGCAAAUAAUAUUCAGAACAACGCUAAUGCCAUUAUGAAUAAUGCCAACACUAACGCUGCUGGAGUGAUGGGUGCCAAUGGCAUGAUGUCACCCAAUAUGAAUGUAGCCAAUGUAUCAAUGGGAGCCAUGGCAAAUCCUAUGCAAGCUUCUAUGCCACUGACUCCAGCGCAACAGCGGAGCCAACAAGAUGCCUUGAGGGCCAUCUUAGUCAACUUCCAGAGAAGUCAGCAGUUGGCUGCAGGCAGAGGAAACGGAGGCCUUAACCCGAAUAUUGCUCUUAAUACUCUUGCAAGCCAUCUUGCUCAGAUCGGAAUGUUUGGUCCACAGCAGCCUACGCCUCAAUUGUUACAGAUCUUGAAUGCGGCAGGAAUUUCGUUGAAUCAAUUUAAUAAUGUGAAAAUUCACUAUCAAGGAAGUAUCACUGGUUCACCAAAGCCUGGAGCCAUGCAGACACCGCAGUUCACAUCGCCUGUUCAGGCACCAGCAAGUUUGAAUACUGGGGCCACUCCAGCAUCUGGUGGUAUGUCGGAAGCACCCAUUGCUUCGCCAGUGGUUGGUGCUCAUGUAUUAUCAGGUCAAGGGGCAUUGUCGGCUGCAGGUGGUGGCGUUAACCCCACGUCUAUGGCAAAUGCUACUCCUGGGUCAGGAACCCCGGUUCUAGCAGCUGGAACUGUUACAGCCGCGGGAACAAAUAUGGGAGGAGUCAACAGUACCACUAAUGUCAGCAAUGCUAUUGUCAACCCCAAUAGCCCUGCCAAUCUUGCCACUAAUCCUAACAAUAACAAUGUCACAGCCAAUCCAGCUGCUCUUUCUGCCGCCAACAUGCCUCAUGCCCAACAGGUAGCUGUUCAACAAGUGAUGACGAUGCAACAGCAACUUCUUCAACUUCAUAAUCAGCAAGCUUUGCACAUGCAGAACUACCAACAACAAGUACAGCAAAUUAGGCAGGCUAUGCAAAAUCCCCCACCAGAAUUGACCCAAGAGAUAAUCCAAAAGCGGCAACAGGCUCUGGUUAGUCAGCACAACCAACAGAUGGUGUUUUUGCGGCAGCAACAGACACUUCUCCAGACUAAACAGCAACAGACGAUAGAGGCUUUGAAGGCGGCGGGAGUCACAACUGAGAUGAUGAAAGAGCUUAUGACUAGAUCCACUGUCAUUCGAAAUCAACAAGCUGCCCAACAAGCUGCCCAACAAGCUGCCCAACAAGCUGCUCAACAGGCUGCCCAACAGGCUGCCCAACAAGCUACUCAACUGGCCGCAGGGCUGAAUACGAGCCGCGCUAAUAAUGCCAACGCCAUAAUAGCCAGCACAGCUGGUACCGCUGUUAAUGCGAGUACUACUAAUCCUGUAGUAGCUGCGACUGCAGGCACAAAUCCAAACUUGACAAUGGCUAAUUUGAACACAGCAGCCUUACUCGGCGCUAAUUCAGCAGCGAUGAACCUGAAUUUGUCUGCAGCAAAUGGAGGUCUCAAUAAUAACUUGGCUGGUAUAAACCUGGGUCUUGGUCGAGGACGAGGCAUGAUGCUUCCUAAUAACGGAGGCAUUGCUGGGGUCAAUGUUGCGGCUGGACUGGGCCGUGGAGGUCUGAUGGCAGGGGUUGCAGGUAUGUCUGCUGCUGGUCGUGGAAACCCUUUACAAGCAGCAAUAUCCCAAGGAUUGAAUCCCACAGCUACGGUAGGAGGAGGAUUGAUGGGCGGGCAAUUGAACGCUGGAGCAACAGGAAUUGCUACAUCAGCUGGAAGUGUACCUGGAGUCUCGAUUAAUGCAUCAGGAGUUGGUAUGACGCCGGCGGUGGCAGGUAUAAACUCUGCAGUAUCGGGGAUCACUCCCAACCUCGCCUCAGACUGGCCAACAGGUGUAUAUCUUGCCCAAUGGACGCUCAAUUACCCCACUGCAACUCCAACAGAUUAA
This is a messenger RNA of Lobosporangium transversale, 1968 nucleotides long. RefSeq lists its product as hypothetical. The record is from RefSeq and is a predicted model, not a curated record. NCBI's taxonomy places the organism in Eukaryota, Fungi, Mortierellomycota, Mortierellomycetes, Mortierellales, Mortierellaceae. The transcript is spliced from 4 exons. Bases 1 to 1968 code for a protein of 655 amino acids.